GCCCCACGGGCUUUUGUCCAGGAUAAAGGGUGCCCCCCCGAGUUCUUGCCAACAGCGUACAUCCUUGUCAAUUUGCCAACCAUUUCUUAGGAGCGGAGGCUGCCCGCAGACUGAACCUCAAGGGUUUCUAGCUUGCACCUGUGGGGCCGGCGGGUCCUGCGGCGCACGUGCGGCGGAUACCCCCUCCCCCUUGGGAGGCGGGGUCGUGCUCAGAGCCAAUGAGAGCUUUGGGGGAUGGAGGGGUUGGGAAGCUUCCAGAUGCAGAUAGGUUAUAUAGGAGGCACCAGCGGACCAACCCGAGAGCCAUGCAGUCCAAGCGCGAGUGUGAGGUAAGUGUUUGUCAAUGAGGGUGUGGACAAGCCCCACCAGCACAGGCAAUGGGGGUUCAUGGGGCCCCAGCACUGCAGGCGAGGUGGGGGCGGGCGCAGCGAUCCGCGCUUCCAACCUGCCCUUUCCCCCUCAGCUGUGGUGUGAGAGGGUGAAUCCAGAGAACAAGGCGGCACUGGAGGCGUGGGUCAGGGAGACUGGCAUCCGUCUCGUGCAAGUGAACGGGCAGAGGAAGUAUGGCGGGCCACCCCCAGGCUGGGUGGGAAGCCCGCCACCUCCCGGGUCGGAGGUGUUUAUCGGGCGGCUGCCCCAGGAUGUGUACGAGCACCAGCUGAUCCCACUGUUCCAGAGAGUGGGCCGUCUCUACGAGUUCCGCCUGAUGAUGACCUUCAGCGGCCUGAACCGCGGCUUCGCCUACGCCCGCUACAGCUCGCGGCGCGGCGCCCAGGCCGCCAUCGCCACGCUGCACAAUCACCUGCUGCGGCCCUCCUGCCCGCUGCUCGUGUGCCGCAGUACCGAAAAGUGUGAGCUGAGUGUGGACGGGCUGCCGCCGGCUCUGAGCCACCGCGCGCUAAUGCUCGCGCUGCAGCCGCUGGGUCCCGGCCUGCAGGAGGCGCUGCUGCUGCCCAGUCCCGGGCCGGCUCUCGCACAGAUCGCGCUGCUCAAGUUCAGCUCGCACCGCGCUGCCGCUAUGGCCAAAAAGGCCCUGAUGGAAGGGCAGUCACACCUGUGUGGAGAGCAGGUGGCAGUGGAGUGGCUCAAGCCAGACCUCAAGCAGCGACUCCGCCAGCAGCUUGUGGGUCCUUCACUGAGGUGGCUACAGCCAGAGGGCAGCCAACUGUCCCUGGCCAGGGACAAGCUUGAAUCCCAAGGGGCUCGGGCUGCCCUGCAGCUGCUGUGCCAACGGAUGAAGCUGGGUAGCCCAGUGUUCCUCACUAAGUGCUUGGGCACAGGCCCUUCUGGCUGGCACCACUUCUGGUACCAGGUGGUGAUCCCUGGUCAUCCAGUGCCCUUCAGUGGCCUCAUCUGGGUUGUGCUGGCCUCUGAUGGGCAGGAUGGGCAUGAGGUGGCCAAAGAUGCUGUGUCUGCACGGCUGCUGGAGGCAUUGAGUGAGUCUGGGGCCAGGCUCCUGUGGUCUGCUGGGGCUGAGGCAGUUACCAUGGUUAAGUAGUUGACCCCAUCCUCUCCACAGGCAGCCUAGGCGAGUAGGAAGAGCCUGUGUCCCCAACCCAGCAGGCCUGGGCAGCCACCAUCUGAUCCCAAACAGGGUGGGAGCAUGGGCUCUGCCCUAUGCCUAACAGCCUCCCAGCUGGAGCACAGCCCCAGCGCACCAGGGGGCAGCUCAGGUUUGGCUAAGUUGUGAGGGACCUUGCUGUCCCUCUCCCAGCUCAGUUUCACCUGACCCCAUGGUUUUCUUGGUCUUUCUGUGUGACACACACACACACACAC
Messenger RNA from Hipposideros armiger (great roundleaf bat), 1776 nucleotides. It is a transcript of the gene DND1, whose product is annotated as DND microRNA-mediated repression inhibitor 1. Gene Ontology annotation, biological process: germ cell development. Bases 344 to 1498 code for a protein of 384 amino acids. The record is from RefSeq and is a predicted model, not a curated record. Lineage: Eukaryota; Metazoa; Chordata; Mammalia; Chiroptera; Hipposideridae. Gene Ontology annotation, molecular function: RNA binding. The transcript is spliced from 3 exons.